This is a messenger RNA of Bombyx mori (domestic silkworm), 2461 nucleotides long. RefSeq lists its product as uncharacterized. The record is from RefSeq and is a predicted model, not a curated record. Lineage: Eukaryota; Metazoa; Arthropoda; Insecta; Lepidoptera; Bombycidae. The coding region runs from base 57 to 2294 and encodes 745 amino acids. The transcript is spliced from 2 exons.
UCGGACUAACAUUAAGCGAUAAAACAAACCCUUUACAUAUAGCACACAAUGAAAAAAUGUAUCAGCACAUGACUGAUAACAAAAUAGACAAUGUUAUUGAAGAAAACUAUGAGAAACAACUUAAAAAGAAUUACACAGAGAGUCAAAAAGAUAAACACGUUUCUAAGGUAAUCGUUAAUGAAUUGAAAACAGGCACGGAAUUGAUAGGUGAUAAAAAUGCUCGCGUGACCUCAAAUGUUACGUUUACUCCUGAAAAUGACACUCUCACGGCCAUGGCUUUCAUAGCCGGUAAUCUACUAAACAAACUAUGGAAUAUGGAACGUGAUUCGACGGAGUCAUUAGAAACCGACAUUGUGAAGCAUGAGAAAAUAUCUGAUUUAAUAGAACUCUUCAAGGAACCUUUAUCUUUGAGACAGGAAAUGUUUUUGAAGAGCGCUCUAGAAAAGCUGUCUGGUGUUAUUGACAAAAACGAAGACGUAGGGAAUUUGACAUUAUGUGGUAAAUUUGAAGAAGCCAAGAAGCUAUUAAUUCCGGUUGAGUUAAAUGAAACUAAUGUUAAAUCGGUAGAUGGUGAUACAGUCAAAACAGCCAAAGCAUUGGAUAACAUAAAAAACGUAUUGACUCUCAUAAGCAAAUAUGAAAAUGUCAAUCAACAGAUGCUUAGAAAGAAGACUUCUAAGAACUCGUUUGGAUUUGAUUCACACAACUUAACUAAGGAUGAAAACGUUACUUUAAAUUCAUUCGGAAGGAUAUUGGAAAAAGUCACUAAAUUAAUAAUGCCUAAUAAUAAACAUGUGGUUAAAAAAAUUAAAAAGUCAAAUAUGUUUAAAAAUGAACCAGAUUUUGCUAAGAAUAAAAAAUACUUUCAAGCUGAUUUGACCAACUUAAAUUUAACAGCCAAAGACAAAAUUAUACUAGAUUAUAUCAGUCAUAUUGAAAAAUAUCCAGACUGCUUGUUGAAAGACCAAAGCAAACAACGUAAAAUCAAAUCGAGUCCUUCCUUUCCUAGUGUAGAAAGUAAUAUAAUGUUAAAUUUAUCAGAAUUUUUUAAGAUGAAAUCCUUAGCUGAUCUGGUAAAACUACUUGAUAAUGACAAAAUUAAUAAAACAAAUAUAGAACGGUCAAAAUCGACCACAGAAAUGUACACAAGUAUCAAAACUACACAAGUUCCUAAAAAAGUUAAAUCAUUAGAGGCCAGCAAAGAGAAAUUGAAAGCACAUUUGAAAUCUAUUCUCGAAGAUUUAGUUGAAAUACAAAAUGCCAAAGGUAUGCCCACUGGUCAAGCUGAUGUAAAGAUAAAGGAUAUCUUGCCUUGCCUUUAUAAUAGUUUAAAUUCUGAUAAACCCACUAAUAUCGAUGAUGAUCCAGUGAAGAAAAUAAGUAAUGUAUUUACAAAUUUGAAAAGAGAUCUAAAAUACACGUCUCAAACGCGAAGGAGUAGUACUGUUGGUCAUAGACCGAAAUCCGCUGUCGUUUGGGAGAGGCUGAUAAAAAAUUUGAACGAAAACAAAAUCAAUACUCGUAGAAACAUAUUACCUUCAGAACCUAAGUCAUAUAGUGAAAUUAAAAAAGCUUUAGACAAUAUCAAGCUCGAAAAUGUAAACACGAAAUUAUCUGUUGUUACUGAAUUACCAGCUGCAGAGAAAGCUAUAGUACUAAGAACCUUGAAUCUUGAUAUCAGAAAAAUUAUAGAAAUUCUGGAAAACGUUAAAGACACCGUAGCUUCUGGUAAUAUACCUAAUAAUAAAAUAAACGAACUUCAUGGGUACGUUGAUGUUGUUGCCAAAAACAUAAAUUUAAAAACAAACAUUUUGAGUCAGUUGAACAGCAAUAACCAAAAUAUGUAUUCAGCGCUAAAAACGGACGGAAACGUAAAAGAUUUUAUGCCUAGUCCGAAUUUGUACAAGGAAGAAAACGUCCUAUCUAAGAUAACGAGAGAUCAGAUUGUAAAUCAGUUAAUCAAGAACCGAAUUCAGAGAUAUUUAAGAAUGAAACAAAUUAAGUAUUAUGAUACAACCGAUGACGUGAUAUAUGACAUAGCUAAGAAGAUAUUACUGUAUCUAGAGAACGGGAACGCUGUUCUUGCCAGAGAGUUGUACAAGAUAUUUGUGAAACGCCAAAUUGAUGAUAACAGUUUCAAAGAUAGAAAUGAACCAAUACCCAGCGUUGAUUACCCCGCCAAAGUUCACCUUGAGCCGAUUGUAAGCUUUUCAAGUCCACAGCCGGAAUAUGGAAUUAACACCCAAGAACGUUUGAUCAAACAGUUGAUUAAUAUGAAGAACAUGAAAAUUUAAAUUGGCUAUCAAUUUUUGGCCUUUUCAACCCGUGAUGUUGAUGAAUUUGAAAAAAAGUUCACAAUAAUUAAAAACCACCAAAUUUAAUUACAAUUAAGUGCCUAAAAAUGAAAAAGGUUUUUUUUUACGAUUUGUAUUUUUUUAAAUAAAUUUUUAUGUAUAUUAUA